This is a messenger RNA of Lindgomyces ingoldianus, 1294 nucleotides long. RefSeq lists its product as uncharacterized. Gene Ontology annotation, cellular component: exon-exon junction complex. The transcript is spliced from 2 exons. Gene Ontology annotation, molecular function: mRNA binding. The coding region runs from base 52 to 930 and encodes 292 amino acids. The record is from RefSeq and is a predicted model, not a curated record. NCBI's taxonomy places the organism in Eukaryota, Fungi, Ascomycota, Dothideomycetes, Pleosporales, Lindgomycetaceae. Gene Ontology annotation, biological process: mRNA processing.
UUCCAACCACCAUCUCCCCUACUGCUGACCUCGUCGCUACUUCCAGCUACUAUGGCCGCGAACACUUCGUUUGCCGACUUUGUGAAAGAGGCCCGGGAAAAGAAGAAGAAGCAGGAGCUCGCCCAGGAGAUGUUCGGGCGAGGCCGCAACCUGAAUGCCUCAUCUGGUCCUGGAGCGAUCGCAACCUCGCGCAAUGGCUCGCAGAAGCCUACUCUAGCAAGUCGCAUGGGCGUGACUAAGCAGCGAUCAGCAUCCGCCAAACCCAACAUUGACGGAAAGUGGAAGCACGACCUACACAAUAUCAACAACCCCGAUGGUCCUCCGAAGACUAAGAUGAAUCGCACUGCCUCCGCGUCCCAGAUCGAACGAAAUACGCGCACAUUCAACAAGUUCCGCUCCACCCUUCAGAACAAUGCCGAUACCAACGCCCCUGCCAGUCGGGCUGGUUCUGGGUCUGGGUUUAGCAUUCGUGGCGUGGCUGCUGGAGGACCAUACACUGUGAUCGCGAGCAACUUUGCGCCCGGAACCACUGCGGCUGAUAUCGAGGCCGUCAUGGCUCCUAUCGGAGGAGAAAUCAGCCGCUGCAAGCUAAUUAGCUCAAAGCCUACCGUCAUGGUUGAAAUGAUCAUGGAUUCUAAGGAUGGCGCCGAAAACGUCAUUGCCACAUUCAACAACAAGAUGGCCGAUGGAAGGCAAUUGUAUGUCUACAUGAAGGAUACCCCCAAAACUUACAACGGUGCGGCCCCCACUCGGCCUUCUGUAACUCCAGUUGUGAGGUCAUCCUACGAUGACAUGGAUGUGGAAAUGGCUAGCGGUGCACGGAACAACCGACGGGGCAGCUGGCAGGACGGUACAUACGGCUUCCCAGAGGAGCAGUCUACCCUCGGCGCACCGAGGAAUGCACCAAGGGGCCCACGCAGGAGGUAUUGAGCGUCUAGAUGAGCAGCGACACUCGAAUCAAACAGAGUUAACCUUUGAUUUUCCGACGACUGAGGAUGUUGUACGAUACCCAACGGAAACUAGCUUGCAUUUUUACUUGGAGUUAUCAUCGACCAUGCGGAACGAAAACCCUCUAUCAAUCCAUAAUGAUAAUUCGAAAGCUAAUCCACUUCGAGCUGUGAUGUUACAAAACUUCUCAGCAGGCCUUUCAGGGGGCAUCCGACGAUUUCAUGUUCUUGAUGGGCUGAGACAUUUCUGAAUGUUUGGUUUCAUAUCUAGAUGGUUCUACUUUGGAGUAAGGUCUUCUUCCGAAAUCCGGUUCAGCUCAAGUAGGGAAACCUUGGUUAGCUUUGGG